AUGACACGCUGUAAACUUAAGAUCCUAGGUCUCAGCGAAGUGCGGUGGAAAAACAGCGGUGACAUUACUACAUCAGAUAAUCACUAUAUGAUAUACUCGGGCAAUUCAACCACCCACAUUAAUGGAGUUGGAAUUGUUAUAACCACUAAAAUUAAAAAAUCAUUAAUGGAGUGGAAUCCAGUCUCCGAUCGAUUAAUAACCGCUCGUUUCCGAGCCAAAAAUCGCAAUAUAACAAUCAUUCAAUGCUAUGCACCAACGGAAGUAGCGGACGACAGUGAAAAAGAUUAUUUCUACAACCAACUGCAGUCCACAAUCGCCUCAGCGCACAAAAGAGACAUCAAACUUAUCAUGGGUGACUUCAACGGGAAAAUCGGCAAUAAUAAUAACAACCUCGAUGAAAUAAUGGGCCGCCAUGGACUUGGAAAAGCAUGCAAUAAUAACGGCGAGCGAUUAAUUGAUCUCUGCAUAGCCAACCAACUCUUCAUCGGCAGCACGCGAUUCCCGCACAAGGACAUUCAUAAAUAUAUCUGGCAAGCACCAGACAGAGUAACACGUAACCAGAUCGAUCACGUGCUAAUUGACAAGAAACACCUGAAGUCUCUUCUAGAUGUUCGAACAAUGCGUAGUGCAGACAUGUAUAGCGACCAUAAGCUAGUCGUGAAUAAAGGCGAACGUCGGAACUUCUGUGAAACUGUAACAGCCAAAGUUAAUAAUAUCAGUCCUACAAUAAGUGCGAAGGAAAAAUGGGAAUUAGUGCAAAAAGCAUACGUAGAAUCCGCAAAUGAAGUCAUCGGGACCAAAAACAGUACCCGUGAAAUGUGGAUCACGAAUGAAACCUGGGAAUUAAUCGAACAAAGAAGAACAUUAAAUCAACACCUAAACCAGGUUCGCAGUGAUUUAACCCUUGCAAGAUAUAACAAUAUAGAAAAGCAAAUUAAGAAAAUGGCAAGAAGAGAUCGUCGUAAAUUCGAAGAAAACAUCAUCACUGACGCUGAAGUGGCGGCGGAACAGAAGGACGUGCGCAAAACAUAUCAAUAUAACUGCGACAUAGACUAUACAACAUCAUCUCGUAUUAGCACAAAGUCACCAUCAGUUGCUGAAAUCAGAUUAGCAAUAAAGAAACUUAAGAACAACAAAGCCGCAGGUAGUGACGGCAUCGCACCGGAAUUAUUUAAAACUGAUCCAUCAUUUGCGGCAGAAACGCUUGCCCCCAUUAUAACAGAAGUAUGGGACACAGGCAACAUUCCGGCGAAAUGGAAACAAGGAAUGAUCAUCAUAAUACCAAAGAAAGGUGAUCUCCGUGAAUUGGAGCAAGCAGCAGAAUUCAACUCACCACUGUAUUUGACUUUCGUGGACUUCGAAAGAGCAUUUGACACCGUGACUUGGCCGGCUAUAUGGAAAACACUAGAAAAAUUUGGAAUACCAGCCCAAAUAACAAGACUAAUAAAAGAAUAUUGGUACUGGAAACCGGUGAUGGAAAAGUGCAAUCAAGAAACAACAAGCGGAAUACAGUGGCUGCUGACUCGCCGACUUGACGAUCUCGACUAUGCGGACGACAUCGUGUUACUAUCUCAUACACACAAAGAUGCACAGGGGAGAAUUUCAGCACUUCAAAGAUACGCUGCAGAAGUUGGACUAAAGAUCAACACCAACAAAACAAAAAUAAUGCGUAUUGGAACAAACAUAAGCACACCUAUUUCCAUUGAAGGACGCACAAUCGAAGAAGUCAACGACUUUGUAUAUCUUGGAUGCGUAAUUGCCAAAGACGGAGGAACCAACAUCGAUGUUAGCAAAAGAAUAAACAAGGCCCGACAAGCCUUCUUCAGAUUUAAUAAGAUAUGGAGAAGCUCAAAAAUGUAUAACAUACAUAAGCUUCGUUUAUUCAAUGCCUGCAUCAAAUCUGUGCUACUAUACGGCUGCGAGACCUGGAAAAACACAGAUGGACUGAUAAAUAAACUUCAGGUCUUCGUGAACAAAUGUCUGCGACGAAUUCUGAGACUGUUCUGGCCAAACUCGCCAACUAAUGAAGAAGUAUACUGCGCGUCUCCAACAAACGACAUUGUUCGUGCUAAAAGCGCAGCAGCGCAUAGUUCGAGUCUUGGAAUUGUCAAGGGGUUAAGAGGCGCGACUUUUGAUUUUGCUAUUAAUAGCGAAACGGUAACUGAUUCCAUGAGCGAGAUCACUUUGAGAUAUACGACAGCGGCAUAUGCGACGGACGAUGCGUCAGCAAAGCCGUGA
Molecule: messenger RNA, 2238 nt
Organism: Cyphomyrmex costatus
Lineage: Eukaryota; Metazoa; Arthropoda; Insecta; Hymenoptera; Formicidae
Exons: 6
Coding region: 1-2238 (745 amino acids)
Source: RefSeq, a predicted model, not a curated record